CCUCUCACUGUCACACUGAGCGACAGGAAGAGCGAGACGACGGGACCGGAGACUGAGCGUGAAUUAGACUGGGGAGGCUCGCAGAGGAUCACGAUCCCACUUUCAGCUCCUGGGGGAGGAAGAAAAUUGACCAGUGACUUCACAUUUAGAGCAGGGAAGCAAAGUGGAGGAUAAAACAGACGGGUGUCCUCUCUGGGACUGCGGGAGCGAAGCGACGCGGGGGACACACAGAUGUGAGCGACGCGCAGGGACACUCAGGUGCAGAGAAAUCAAAGUGGCGGCGCUCUUAGGAUGCAGAAGUCACCGGUGGAAGAUGCGAACUUCCUCUCCAAGUUUUUCUUCUGGUGGACAUCACCUCUGUUGAGGAAGGGCUUCAGACAGAAGUUGGAUCUGACUGAUGUGUACAAGGCCCCUUCUUUUGAUCUGGCAGACAACCUCUCUGAGAGACUCGAAAGAGAAUGGGACAGGGAGGUGGUGUCGGCCAAGAACAAGCCCAGGCUGAUGAGAGCACUGGCCCGCUGCUUCUUCGGCCCUUUCGCCUUCUUUGGUGUCCUCCUCUACCUAGGGGAGGCUUCCAAGACGGUCCAGCCUCAGCUUUUAGGUCGGAUCAUUGCUUCCUUUGACCCGUUCCAUGCUCCGGAGCGAAGCCAGGGAUAUUUCCUGGCCCUGGGGCUAUGUCUCCUCUUCACUGCCCGCUUCCUCCUGUUACAGCCUGCCAUCUUUGGCCUGCAUCACCUGGGCAUGCAGAUCCGAAUUGCCCUGUUCAGCCUCAUAUACAAGAAGACCUUGAAGCUGUCCAGCCGAGUCUUGGAUAAGAUCAGCACUGGUCAAUUGGUCAGUCUGAUGUCUGCCCAUCUCAACAAGCUGGAUGAGAGUCUGGGUCUGGCCCACUUUGUGUGGAUCACCCCGCUGCAAUGUAUAUUGUGUGUGGGUCUGAUCUGGGAGCUGAUUGAGGUGAAUGGAUUCUGCGCUCUGGCAGCACUGACUCUUCUGGGCAUCGUCCAGGCCUGGCUCUCCCAGAAGAUGGGACCUCAUAGGGUGAAGCGAGCAGGGAUGAUCAGCCGCCGACUGGCUCUCACCUCAGAGAUAGUGGAGAACAUUCACUCAGUGAAGGCGUACGGCUGGGAGGAGGUGAUGGAGACAAUCAUCAAAAACAUUAGACAGGAUGAGAUGACGCUGACGAGGAAGAUCGGCUCUCUGCGGUACUUCUACAGUGCCUCCUACUUCUUCUCUGCCAUCUUGGUUAUCGUGUCGGCCAUCGUGCCCCACGCGCUCAGCAAAGGCAUCAUCCUGCGUCGAAUAUUCACCACGGCCUCCUAUUGCAUGGUGCUACGAAUGACACUGACCCGCCAGCUGCCAGGUUCCAUCCAGAUGUGGUAUGACACGCUGGCACUAGUCAAGAAGAUUGAGGAAUUCUUGAUGAAGGAAGAAUACAGAGUGUUGGACUAUAACCUGACUACCACUGAAGUGGAGCUGGUCAAUGUGUCUGCAUCCUGGGACGAGGGUAUUGGUGAGCUGUUUGAGAAGAUCAAGCAAGAGAGCAAAGCUAAUGGACACAUGAACGGUGACGCCGGACUGUUCUUCACCAACCUCUACGUCACACCUGUCCUCAGAAACAUCAGCCUGUACCUGGAGAAAGGCAAGAUGCUGGCGGUGGCUGGUUCCACUGGCUCAGGAAAGAGUUCACUGCUCAUGAUGAUCCUAGGAGAGCUGGUGCCAACAGAGGGUAAAAUCAGACACAGCGGCCGUAUUUCAUUCUCACCACAGACGUCUUGGAUCAUGCCAGGGACAAUUCGUGACAACAUCCUGUUUGGCCUGACCUAUGACGAGUAUCGCUACACCUCCAUCAUCAAGGCCUGUCAGCUGGAAGAGGACUUCGCCUUGCUGCCUGAGAAAGACAAGACGCUCCUCUUUGAAGGAGGGGUGACCCUCAGCGGCGGUCAAAGAGCACGCCUCGGCCUGGCCAGGGCUGUGUAUAAAGAUGCAGACCUCUACCUGCUGGAUGCACCUUUCACCCACCUGGACAUCGUGACAGAGAAAGAGAUCUUUGAGAAAUGCAUCUGCAAACUCAUGGCCUCCAAGACGCGUAUUGUGGUCACCAGCAAGUUGGAGCAUCUCAAACGAGCGGAUAAAAUCCUUCUCCUCCACAACGGAGACUGUUAUUUCUACGGCACCUUCUCAGACCUGCAGGCCGAGCGCCCAGACUUCAGCUCCCUCCUGCUCGGUCUGGAAGCUUAUGACAACAUUAACGCAGAGCGGCGCAGCUCCAUUCUCACAGAAACUCUUCGCCGGGUCUCAGUGGACGAAACCGCUGGUUUUCGAGGGCAGGAAGCAAAACGUCAAUCGUUCCGCCAGGCACCACCUUCAGUAAUUGUUUCUGGGUCUCAGAGCCAUCCAGUAGGUGAUGGGUACCCAGAAAAACGUAAACACUCCCUUAUUCUAAAUCCUUUGGCAGCUGCCCGCAAGUUCUCCUUCAUUGGGAACUCCCAGCAGACUGGGAACACACCGCAGUCCUCGGCAAUCGACGACGGGGUCCGUGAACUUUCAGAGAGAAAAUUCUCUGUGGUACCAGAGGAUGAUCAAGUGGAGGAGGUGCUCCCAAGGAGUAACAUGUACAAUCAUGGGUUGCAGCAUCUCAACGGGCAGAGGCGCCAGUCUGUCUUGGCAUUCAUCACAAAUGCUCAGGGCCAUGAGCGCAGAGAACAAAUGCAGUCGUCCUUCCGAAGAAAGCUGUCCAUCACUCCACAGUGCGAUUUGGCUUCUGAGUUGGACAUUUACGCCCGCCGCCUGUCCAAGGACAGUGUCUAUGACAUUAGUGAGGAGGUGGACGAGGAAGACAUGGAGCAAUGCUUUGCAGAUGAACGCGAGAAUGUGUUUGAAACUACCUCAUGGAGCACUUACCUACGCUACAUUACCACCAAUAGGAGCUUGGUCUACGUCUUAAUUUUCAUCUUAUUUGUCUUUGUCAUUGAGGUUGCCGGUUCUGUCAUUGGCAUUUUCCUCAUUACUGACACAAUCUGGAGAGACGGCGCCAACCCUUCAUCACCUAACUACAUUGAUGAGCAGCACCCCAACGCCUCGUCGCCCCCUGUCCACCUGGCUGUUAUUGUCACACCGACCAGUGCUUACUACAUCAUCUACAUCUACGUAGCCACGUCGGAGAGCGUGCUGGCCUUGGGAUGCUUCAGGGGUCUCCCCUUAGUGCACACACUACUCACUGUGUCCAAAAGGCUGCAUGAGCAGAUGCUUAGCGCUGUGCUACGAGCCCCCAUGGCUGUGCUCAACACUAUGAAAUCAGGCCGGAUCAUGAACAGAUUCACCAAGGACAUGGCCACCAUAGAUGACAUGCUGCCUCUGGUGCUGUUUGACCUCAUCCAGCUGACGCUAAUCGUCACAGGAGCCAUCUUCACUGUGUCCAUCAUACGGCCGUACAUCUUCAUCGCUGCCAUCCCGUUGGCUGUUAUCUUCAUUGCGCUCAGGAAGUACUUCCUACGAACUGGACAGCAACUCAAACUACUGGAGGCUGAAGCUCGUAGCCCCAUCUUCUCCCAUCUCAUCAUCUCACUAAAGGGCUUGUGGACGAUUCGGGCAUUUGGGCGUCAGACCUACUUUGAGAUGCUCUUCCACAAGGCCCUGAACACUCACACGGCCACCUGGUUCCACUACCUGGCCACACUGCGGUGGUUCCUCUUCCGCUGCGACAUGAUCUUCGUCCUGUUCUUCACCGCCGCUGCCUUCAUCGCCGUGGGAACCAACCAGGACAAACCAGGGGAGAUUGGGAUAAUUGUUGCCCUGGCCAUGCUCAUCCUGGGGACUUUCCAAUGGGCUGUCAUCACCAGCAUCACCGUAGACGGGCUGAUGCGUUCUGUGGAUCGGGUGUUCAAAUUCAUUGACCUGCCAUCAGAGGAGCCUUUGCCAGAAAAAUCUGGAGGUAAAGGAGGUCCUGACCUUGUCAUUGACAACCCUCACGCCCAUGACUGUUGGCCCAACCGCGGCCAGAUGGACAUCCAGGGCCUCACCGUCAAAUACACAGAGGCUGGACGUGCCGUCCUCAACGACAUCUCCAUCUCUGUGGACGGGGGACAGAGUGUGGGUCUGCUGGGUCGAACGGGUUCAGGGAAGAGCACCCUGCUGUCUGCUCUGCUGCGCCUCGCCUCCACCGAUGGAGAGAUCUCUAUCGACGGCGUUUCCUGGAGCUCCGUCUCCCUGCACACGUGGAGGAAAGCCUUCGGAGUGGUGCCGCAGAGAGUCUUUAUUCUGACGGGGACUUUCCGGAUGAACCUGGACCCACAUGGACGUUACAGUGAUGAGGAGCUGUGGAGAGUGGCCGAGGAGGUGGGUCUGAAGUCAGUGAUCGAGCAGUUCCCAGACAAGCUGGACUUUCAGCUGGAGGACGGGGGCAGCGUGCUGAGCAACGGACACAAACAGCUGAUGUGUCUCGCCCGCUCCAUCCUGAGCAAGGCCCGCAUCCUGCUGCUGGAUGAGCCUUCCGCCUACCUCGACCCCAUAACACUGCAGGUCCUGAGGAAGACGCUGAAGCAGGCGUUUUCUGGCUGCACCGUCAUCCUGUCAGAACACCGGGUGGAGCCGCUGCUGGAGUGUCAGACGUUCCUGAUGAUCGAGGGCAGCUCCAUAAAGAGCUACGACACCAUUCAGAAACUGAUGAACGAGAUGAGUCACCUGAAGCAGGCCAUGAGCCCGGCCGACCGGCUCCGCCUCUUCCCGACGCUUCACCGGCUCAACUCCGGCAAGAGGGCACCGCCACCGGCCGCCAAGAUCUCCUCCCUGCCAGAGGAGGCCGAGGACGAAGUCCAGGACACUCGACUCUGAGUGGCCAGCCGCACACCAACGCUCGCUCCCGCACCGGUCUGAUCCAGUGCCUCGAUCCUGAUGACUUUGGGUCAUCUCCUGAAGCUUUGUUGCUCAAAAUAACCUCUUGAGGACCACAGAUAUAAUAUAUUAUUCAAUCGUAGUAAAAUUCUAAUUUCACUGAAUCCUAAUUGACUAAAAUCUAAAAGAGAAAAACAUAGAAGGCCAAAGCCAAAUAAGCCAAAUGUUCCUGUAUUUACUUGAUUUUUUAUAAAAACUAGUCAAUUUGAAGAAGAAAUAUGUGAAGACACAAGCACAGAUGAUGCAUGCCAUCAAAAGUCAUGUGUAUAACAUUUUGCCAGCGAGCCACCAGCCCUGCCCAUGACUCCUACAGUUCAAUUCUGCAAGAGUGUGAAUGAGGUGUGCACAGUGAAGAAUGGAGAGGCUGAAAUCACAGGAAUAAAAACUUUGAACUGGUGAACACAAGAACACAAGGUUUAGAAGAUUCUGCUGUAAGCCUGUCAUACAGGCACACACAAUAACAUUGUGUGUGCAGUGCAGGUGUGAGCUGCAGGGGGAAAUCUGAGUGUUUCUACCAGAGGCUUGGAAGAUGAAAUCCUUUGCUGUCAAACCACUCCAAGUGCCUCAGCAGGUUUCAGACACACAGAUGCCCUCUGGUGCUCAACAAGCUGUAUAUUGUCUCUCUCCAUUGCUUUGAAAAAGCAUCACGUCCAUCACAUAUAUUAUUGGUUUCUGUUGUGGUGUUACUCACUAAGAAGAGUAACUACUGAACAGUUUCCACUGGAGCACCUAGAAGCCGCUGUAGAAGUCUGACUCCUCACAUACUGUACAUCUACAUCUCUGAUGAGGGUGGAACUUCUGUACAGUUUGAAAUUGAGCAUUGUCAGAAAACUAUAUAAAAAAUAAUAGCCAUCUUAAUAUAAUAACAUGUUUGUUCUCCAUUUUGGUCCAGUGGACGCAUAGAACCUUUAAGAGAGACGUGGAUUCAGAACCAUGAAACUAACUUGGUCACCAAGAGUCGGUUCAUGCGACAUGAUGUGAUUCCUAUUUAACACUAGGGCAUCACCCUCCCUACAGGAGGCCCACAAACCUCUUGUACAUGUAGAUGUGAAUUCUGAACAGAGCAGAUAAAUCUGAAAAAAAAACGCUCUCUCAUUUUGAUGGGGGAGAAGGAAGAAGCAGUUCAUUGGGUUCAGAAUUUCACAAUUAGGUCAGAAGUUCAGUAUUAAUGAACUGGGGUCAUUAUUUAACAUUAUUGUAUUAUUUUGCAGCAUAAAAGAGGAUUCGUUAAGUGAUUCAUAAGGAGGACUAAUUUCCUACUUGUGAGUGUCAUUGAGACAAUUUCACUGUUUCAAUGGUUCAUGCACCAUAAUUGUAACUUGGAUUGGACUGGAAAAAAUAAAUUUUACUAAUCUGGAUCAGGGUUUCGUGAACCUUGAAGUCUGCUUUAGAUGCAGUGAGACUUCUCCAGUGGCUCCACGUGCAUCAUUGAAGCUUUUUAAUUUGCUUCAGUAUCUUUCUAUGUUCGAGUAGUCAGUCUAACCUCGCGUCACUUCUGUCAACACAUCAACAGGAGCGGUGACGCUGUUGGCUGACGCUCACGGUAACCGAUGACUCAAAUACCUACUCAAAUUUCUAUGUGUAUGCACUUUAGAGACACCCUGAGGUACUCUUCGGCCUUCACUGCAAGGAAACAGUCAAGUCAUGAAAUGCUGCACCACAAAUUUAUGUUGAUCAGAUCUUCCACAAAACGUAGAUCGUAUCUCUGACGACAAAUUGAUUUUCCGCCUUUAUUGCUUGAUGAAUUAUAGAAGGAGCAGGGAAUUCAUCAAAAAACACUUUUCUAUGUGAAAUAAAAUAUAUUUUUUCAGAGCCACUGCUGUACAAACGAGCAUUUAGCCUUUCUUUGUGUAUCAUUUCCCACGUUUUUUUGGCUGAGGGAAGAGCGCGUAGCUCCUUUCAUACUGAAUAAUGGUAUUGUACAGAACUGUUACAGAAAUUUAAGGUACCGUGGAGAAAUUCCUUAAUGUGUUAACUGUGACAGAUUUUUUUACAGUGUAAAUUAAAGACAAAACAGUUUCUUAUUCAUAGGAAAGAGAUGCAGAUGUCCAAUAAAUAAAUAAAUAAAAAUGUAUAAAUGGAUUUGUUCAAUCAACUAUAUUUCCAGUAAAACUAAAGAUUUUGAGAACUC
Messenger RNA from Mugil cephalus (flathead mullet), 7021 nucleotides. RefSeq names its product CF transmembrane conductance regulator (gene cftr). The record is from RefSeq and is a predicted model, not a curated record. Gene Ontology annotation, cellular component: cytosol; plasma membrane; apical plasma membrane. Gene Ontology annotation, molecular function: ABC-type transporter activity; ATP binding; chloride channel activity. Gene Ontology annotation, biological process: chloride transmembrane transport; bicarbonate transport. Lineage: Eukaryota; Metazoa; Chordata; Actinopteri; Mugiliformes; Mugilidae. The transcript has 27 exons. The coding region runs from base 292 to 4830 and encodes 1512 amino acids.